AAAACGUUGCCAUCCGCAUACCACACAGUGACGAAAUCUCCUGGGCUCCAUGCACAUUCAUUUUGUGUCCGAUUAAAAUGUCCGGAUGACUGCAAAGCGCCGCAUGGUUUGACACCACAUCACAGGACGCGGCUCUUCAAGUGUCUUCAUAUUCAUGUGAUAAAAGCAGCCAUCAUGUCAGGAAACUCAGAUGGGAAAGAUAAGUGGGCGUCUGUCAAAGGUAGCCUUGGCUCCUCGCAGGACUCUGACACCCAGCAGGAGGCCAACCUGGAGAGUGCUGACCCGGAGCUGUGCAUCAGGCUGCUGCAGAUCCCCACUGUGGUCAACUACUCGGGGCUGAAGCGUCGCCUGGAGGGCAGCGACCAGAUCUGGAUGGUCCAGUUCCUGGAGCUGAGUGGGUUGGAUCUCCUCCUGGAGGCCCUGGACCGACUGUCGGGGCGGGGAUGCGCUCGCAUCGCCGACGCCCUUCUGCAGCUCACGUGUGUCAGCUGCGUCAGGGCUGUCAUGAACUCCUCUGCCGGGAUCCACUUCAUCAUCGACAACGAGGGAUACAUUCGCAAACUCUCCCAAGCUUUGGACACUUCCAACACCAUGGUGAAGAAGCAGGUGUUUGAGCUUCUCGCCGCCCUCAGCGUGUUCUCUGGAGACGGAUAUCGGCUGGCACUGGAUGCCCUGGAACACUACAAGGGAGUGAAGACGCAGCAGUAUCGCUUCAGUGUGAUCAUGAAUGAGCUGCAGGCCACAGACAACGUCCCUUACAUGGUUACACUCCUCAGUGUCAUCAACGCCCUCAUCUUCGGGAGAGAUGACCUCAGGCAGAGAGAUAAGAUGAGAAAGCAGUUCAUCGGGCUCCAGUUACUUGAUAUUCUGCCAAAGUUAAGGUGA
This is a messenger RNA of Pseudoliparis swirei, 885 nucleotides long. RefSeq names its product inverted formin 2 (gene inf2). The record is from RefSeq and is a predicted model, not a curated record. Bases 175 to 885 code for a protein of 236 amino acids. NCBI's taxonomy places the organism in Eukaryota, Metazoa, Chordata, Actinopteri, Perciformes, Liparidae. Gene Ontology annotation, molecular function: small GTPase binding; actin binding. The transcript has 5 exons. Gene Ontology annotation, biological process: actin cytoskeleton organization.